Molecule: messenger RNA, 1057 nt
Organism: Diabrotica balteata
Lineage: Eukaryota; Metazoa; Arthropoda; Insecta; Coleoptera; Chrysomelidae
Source: the annotation of a GenBank genome assembly
GAAAUUUCACGUGGUGAUGAGUAAUAAACUAAAUUGUAUAUUUAUAAAUUAAACUUUUUUUAUUUUAAUAAUUGAACAGUUAUGAGUGUUUUUCACGACGAAGUAGAAAUCGAAGACUUCGAAUUUGACGAAGAAGAAGGCGUUUAUCAUUACCCGUGCCCUUGUGGCGAUCGUUUUGAAAUUACUAAAGAGGAAUUGCUAGCAGGUGAAGAAGUUGCUACAUGCCCUAGUUGCUCAUUAAUAGUUAAGGUCAUUUUUGAUUUGGACGCCUUUCGAAAAGAAAACGGUGAGGUAAAAAGCUUAUCAGAAGAUUUAAAGAAACUAGAAAUAGCAAACUAAUAUAAUGGGUGGAAGAGGUAGAGGUGGACGAGGGGGCAGAGGUGGUGUAUCAAAAUCCUUCAACAAGGAACAGCUGGCAUCUCUUGGAGUAGGAAACAAAGAACUAGUUCCUGGGCCAGUUCUUGAACCACCUCUUUUAUAUCCAAUUAUGGAGAGAAGACCAGCUCCACUUUCUCAAUCUCUGGAGAUGGAUUACCUUCUAAUACUUAGACAAGAUUUUAUAGAUCACAUGCAACUUUCAGGAUCCUAUUUGAAAAUGCCCGAAAGUAAACACCAACCUCAACAGGAAAUAGAUAAAUUGGUGGCCCAACUUCCUAGUGCUAAAGAAAAAUUUGAUUGGAGGUUGUUUCCCUCUGAACUUAGGCCCAAAGUAUUAGUGAAAAGGGUUCCAAAGAGUGAAAAGUCUAAAAAUGUCAAUAUAGAGCAGAGAUUAAAUGCACUGGAAAAAUUAGAAGUUAAAACCGAAAAUGUCGAAACAACCAAAGUUAAAACUGAAGUGGAAGAGAAUGACGACGAUGAAGACAAGGGGGAAUUUGAAGGAUUAGAAGACGAGGAAGAUGAAGAAAUGGACGAUGGGACUGAUUACGCGAAUAAUUACUUUGAUAAUGGAGAAGGGUAUGAGGAUGAAGAUGAUAAUUUGGAAGAUGGGCCGAUUUAUUAAAAGUUGUAUAUAUUACAUAUGUUUUUAAGUUUUUAUUUUAAUAAAAAAUAAUAUGUU